AUGCCACGAGAACGGCCCGAUCUGGCCCGUGGCCCCCUUCAUAAUGGUACCUCGUCACCGUCCAACACAUACACUAAGCGAACUCUCCUUCGUUCGCCGCUUAUCUGCGCAAUAUACCCAGAAUUCAAGGUGUCACUUUCAAAACCUCUUGCAGGGCUUUCCAGCAAGUCUAUAAAUGACGAAAACGACCAAACCCUCCAUGAGCCGGAAGAAGAUUCGUAUUUUGGUGAGGAAAUGAGUGAGGAUGACGAUAUUGUGUGGAAUUUGGAAGACAAUGCACCACAACCAGCCAAUCCUUUAAAGUCUGUCUCACCAAUUGAAGAAGACAUCACCUCCGUCAAUGUUUUAAUCAGACAUUCGGCGAUUGUGAUCAAUGGAGUGGAAUUCGGGCUCAACGCAGGCGUUCGGUCUUCAGUUAUGAUUCCAGGGCCGUCGGGAACAGAAAAUUCGCUUGUUGUAUCAAUGCUUUCUGGAUUUGUUCUUCUAAUUCGAAUAUGGCGAGUUCCCAGAACAUAUGGAGACGCCAGCUUUGGCGAAACUGGCCAUGCGGUUGAGGAAUCAACUACGUCACAUUUUUUCAAGCCGUUUGUUGUUCAAUGGUGGAAAACAGACGCAGAAUAUGCGGCUGAAGUAUCGGGAAGUCGACUUUCUGUGCAUUCGUCGGGUCUAGCAGUCGUUUCUGCUGCCCAAUCGUCGGUUUUCAGGAUCCACAUGUGCCAGCAAACAGACAUGGGUGUCCAACUACUUCCACAAUUCAAUGUGGACGUGAAUGGAAUUAUACUUCAUUCAUGUUUUUCGCAGCCACUCAAAGAUGUAGGAGAUGAUCAUAUUACAUUUCUUACCCUCACGUUUUCCAACAUGCGGAGAUUAGAUCUAUCUCUCUACAGCUGGUAUGUUUCUGACUCGCCAGAGAAUUUGGUCCGCUGCACUUUGCCAUUAAACAACUCAUUUCCUGUUCCUAUCAUGAUCAUUCCACUUGCUAGAAACCACAGCUUUCUCUUUGUUUGCACCGACAUGUUCAUCGUGGUGACAGUACAUAAUAUCAUGUCUGCUGACUACUCGUUUUCUCGAUUUGCCUACGAUGGUUCAUUUCCAACUGCUUUUCACUUGCCAGAACCUCAUCUUAUGGGCCCAGAUAUUCAAAAAUCCGAUGAGGUACUUCUAGCUUCUGAUUCUGGUACAAUUUACGCUGUCACUGUCACUGACAAUAAUUCUCUUGUGUAUGAACCUGUUGCUCAGGUGGCGGAUGCGGUGUCAGUUUUCACGAUGCAAAAGAAUGAUUCCGGCUACAUGCUACAUUACGCCAGCGACACUGGAGGCUCCAAAGCAAUUCAGAUAAGCACUCUCUUUACAAGGGACAUAAUCCAAGCAGACAAAAAAUUACCAUACAGCGAAGGUGUGCUUGUUCAGGAUUUCAAGAAUUGGUCUCCAGUAAUUGAUGUUCUGGUUAUAAACUCCUUAAAAGUGAGAAACAUUGCACCCUACUGUUCUCAGGAGGUCUGGGCAUUGACUGGGGCGGGUAAAAGAACGAAGUUGACUCAUCUUCGAAGUGGCUACUCGGUUAAAAAAGAGACGAAGCCUGUUGGCAAUCUCCGUAAGACCAAAGAAAUGUUCCGAAUAGACCUCAACGGCCGCCAUUUCAUCAUAUGUGCCAUGCCGCUAUCUACGACACUCUUGGAGUAUCAAAACUGGCAGGCAGGUCUGUCGGAAGAUGGUAAUGGAGAUUCGUUGGUGGAGAUCGAAGCAUCGGCCCUUAUCUCUGACGAGACCACUUUGAAUGCGGUGCUUAUACCCAACACUUCCACGAUAGUUCAGUUCACCCCAUCUCGAAUUUCAUUCACCAACUUGGAAGAUUCUAAAAGGCUAGAUUUUACAAACCAGAGGAUCUUGUCAGCAAAGGUCGAACACAACAUCGCUGCACUUAUCAUUGACCGUGAACUGGCUCUCACUUUGGAGUUGGUUGAAUUAAGUGAAAUCACAGAUUAUGAAACUGAAUCAAUCCAUCCCACAAGUAUAAUGAGACCAUUGUGUUCUGUAUCCUUGGAUUUUGAGGUCAGUACAAUGAGUAUUUGUGCUGAUGCUGAAUCUCAGAAGCUCUCGAUUUUCUUGGGAACAUUCGAGGGGUUCAUAAAUGUUCUUGAAUUUCGAGAAGCGCAGAUUACUGUGAUUGCGCAGAUAAAUUUAAGUGUUAUGAAUCCCUAUGCUUCCCUGACAUCUUUGUCCGAUGAAUAUGUGAUUCCUCACGAUAUUCUUUACCUGCCACAAUCUCAACAGCUCUUCGUUGGGUCUGAGCUUGGCCACUUGAUCCAGUUCACGUUUACAGAAACCAAAUUAGAGCUCGUGCAAUACUUACUUCUCGGUUACACUCCUGUUACUUUGAAACUCUGCAAGACGGACCAUCAUUUCCUUAUGGUGUGCUUGCGCAACCUCUGGCUCUUCAAUUUUUAUUCAUCCAGCCUUCCCACACAAGUUGUGUUUGAAGAGAAGACGGAUAGACCAGUUUUAAGGCUCACGGAGCUUCCAUCAACUAUAGACCAGCAUUUAAGAUUUGCAUUCACCAGAGAGGAUGGUCUCGUCAUUGGAUCCCUAUUCUGUCACAAAGUGCCAAUUGUGAAGCAGAUAUCAGUGGGUGAAUCAGCAAGAAAGGUGUGCUAUCUUGACUCUAUGAAUCUCUUCGUUAUUUUAACUAAGGCAAAAGAGCCCUUAACGAGGUUGAGGUUCGUGGAUCGAAAAUCGAAUCGUGCAUUCCCGAGUGUUGAGGUGGACUCUAAAUCAGGAAGUCAGCGCAAGGAUAAAAUAUUUGAGCCGGGCGAAUUCCCCGUCUGUGGGUUUGUUUGGGAGAUCCAGCGCCAGGAUAGGGUGUCGAAAAAGCUCAUUGUUGGCACCUCUACGGAUAACAAGUCGGGGUCAGUUAAAAUAUUGGAUAUUACCAAGCUUGCCUUGCAAGGCACAGAAACUCCAGUGGUACGAAUUGUGGAGUUGAUUUCCAUACCCAGAGACGAGCCAGUGACAUGCAUCGAACAAAUUGGUACAACCAUUUUCUUUUCGAGUGGCUGUAAAAUCUUCUCCACGUCCUAUAGCUUCGAGGAUAGGAAGCUUCGCCCUGUUAGAACUCUAACCACACUCUCCAGUGAGGUGAUCUCAUUAUCUGUCAGUGACAAACAAAAUUUGGUUGUUAACUCUCGCCUCGACUCUUUGAUAGUGUUUAAGUAUAACCAUGGAAGUGGGGAGGAUAUCGAUAUGACAGACGAUGAGAACGACGGAUCUCUGCUGGAGAGUCUUAAUGUUGAGUUCAAGGACCCAGUAUCGAGAAGUUUGGUCAAUCAUUCCGUAAUGAAAACGAAACUUGUUGCUGGUGACAAGUUGCACUCGUCGUUGAUAGUGGUGGACGCCAAAGAUCGAGUCUCUGCUCAUCCAUUCGCUUACAGACUCUCCAUGAUUCCACGUGUUUACAUUUCGAAAUUCAAUGGGUUAUGGUCCAAAGACGCGGAUGUUAAGGAUCGAAUUUUGAGCGUCGGAGUCAAUGGAGAAGUGUUGGCGUUGGAGCCAAUAGAUGAUCAAAGUGAAGAAAUCAAUAGUCUCACCGCCGAACUUGAAGGCAGAAGGGGACUUCGAGGAGAUUCAGGAUUGGAUUCGCUUGUUGAAAGGUUGAAUAGACCAUUUGCUGACAAAGUGACUGGAAAAUGUUUCCAGAAUAUCUACAAACCGUUCUUCGACUUUUCUGAAAAUUGUGGGAAACUUAUAGACUACGACUUAGAAGAUUUGUCUCGCGUCCAAACUUCUAGUUUUAUGAUCUGA
Molecule: messenger RNA, 3798 nt
Organism: Sungouiella intermedia
Lineage: Eukaryota; Fungi; Ascomycota; Pichiomycetes; Serinales; Metschnikowiaceae
Source: the annotation of a GenBank genome assembly